AUGAUUAUUGAAUCUCCAAAUAGUUAUGUGUAUUUGUUCAAAAAAACUUGGAAUGCAAAACGUUUGAUAUUAUCAGCAUGUUUUCUUUAUCUUAUACGUAUUAUUCUCCAUUAUUUUAAUGUAUCAUUAGAAAAAUAUGUAUUUUUAACACAAAAAGAACUAAAGCAACUUGGCUUCAUUUAUCCAGAACCAGGAUUUGUCGUUUGUGAUGAUCCAUUAUUAUCAGAAGCUGUGUAUGAAAGACAAAAACGCAUUAAGCAGAUAUUAGAAUGGCUUUCUUCAAAAUUAUCAAAAACAUCAAUUUAUAAUCCUUUACAAAAACCACCACUUGUUCCUUCACUUCCACCACGUGUUCUAACUGCUACAUUAGCCGAACGAGCAGCACACUUUAUCGGAGGUAAACAACACAUUACAACGAGUAGUCCAAUUGUUCAAUAUAAUAAUGAUUUUAUAAUAAAUGAGAAUAGAACUUCACCAAUAAUAGAUCCAGUUUCGAUAUUAAGAAAUAGUGUACAAUGGUUUUCAUCACCCGAUUCUUCGUCUGCUGUAAACUUAAGUGAUUGUUCACGUCAUCUACAUGAAUUAGAACGAGAAAUACAAGAUAUGUCAACAAGUAGUAGAAGUUUCAAUGAUUCGUACCAAUCAACAAAUUUAUCGACAUCAAUGAAUGAAAUAGUUCAAGACCUGAAAUCUCGAUCAUAUCAGUUAGCAUUACGACCAUCUAGUAGUCAAAGUGGUUCAACGGUUGUCGAUGAUGAUAUAAACAAAUCAUUUUAUAAACGAGUUGUUGGUCAAAGUGGAGCUCAAAAUGCUAUUCAAGGAUUACCCGAUAUUGCUAUUGGAAAAACAUCUGUAAAUGAAUUACGUUCUUAUUCUAAAACGUGUACAAUACAAUCAAUUGUUAUACAAUUAAAUCAAAUUAUACGUUAUUUUGAAUUAAAUCCUAAUCAAGAAUAUUUAUUAGAAAGAAUACGAGAUUUAUCUCGUACAUAUUUAUCAGAUUACAAUUGGAAAGGUGGCUCAUCAUUUUAUUUAAAAAAUAAUCUUUCAUGGUCCGAUCAAUUACCUACAGAUACCGAGCUAGUAUUUCAUUUAUUUUGUACAUAUUUUGAUAGUAAAUUUUCGGCUGAUCCACGAUAUUUGGAUGGAAAAAUAUUUAAAGGAAAUUAUGUUAUAAAACAGUCUCAAUUAAACAAUAUUGUUCGGUAUCCAAUAGCCAUUUAUGUUUAUCAAGAAAAACCUCCCGUAUAUAAAGUUCUCUGCAAUGGUGAUAUUUAUGACGUGCCAGCGAACUACGAUCUUAUUCGUAAAUAUUUUGGAGUUAUCAUAGUCAUUAUUGCAUUUGUUAGUCGAUGUAUUUUUGUUGGUUUCUGUUGGAGUUAUGGUACCGUUAUUGAUGAAUGGAAGAAAACAAAUUCAACAUUGACAGAUACUGAGCUGAGUUGGAUAGGAAGUUUUGGUCAAAGUUUAGGUGGUGCAUUUGCACCAUUGAUACUUUAUUUAGCAACACGUUUUGGAUAUCAAACAAUAUUUAUUUUAUCCUUAUUAACAUGUUCAUUGUCACUUUUGAUCUCAUCGACUGUCAAAAAUAUUCAUUUGCUCUUUUUAACCUAUUCAAUACCAUAUGGUUUUGCAAAUGCAUCAUUAUUUAUUGUUGGUACACUUUUGACUGGCAUCUAUUAUCCACCAGGACAUGAAUAUCAUUUAUUAACCAUGUGCAUCAUUUCAGCAGGUUUUCCCAUUGGAUAUCAUAUAAUGAGUGCGGUUAUGUUUAAAUGGAUUCAAAAUGAUGGAUGGAUGAUAAUGAAACGUCGAACUGGAAUAUUAGAAUUAUUUUUAACCAUUAUACUUGGACCAUUAUUUUCAACAAAAUGUAUUUUAAUGCCACAAAUUAAUAUAGAACCGGAGAGAAACAGAUCGACAAUGGCUAUACGCAAGUUUUUUUCAAAAAAAAUGAUUUAUUGGAUGAUUGGAAUAUUUACUGCAAUGUGUUCAAUUAAUAAUUUUUUAUUACAUCUUCACACACAGCUUGAAGUAGUGAGUAUCUCGCCAUCGAAAGCAGAUUUAUGGUUUCGAUUACAUGGAUUAUUUGAUGCUCUAUUUCGUUUUUCCAUACCGUUCAUCUUAAAAUUUUGUUCAAUUAAAAUUAUUUAUUUAUUUCCUGCUGCUGCAUUUUUUGGCAUGUGCUUACUUAUCUUCACAUUUGCCUUGUUAUAUAGUCAAUAUGCAUCACUGUCUAUUAUAUUCAUCAGUCUGUUUGGGUUUACGUCAGCUGUCAUUACAUCACUCCAAUAUACCGUAUCAAGCAAAUUGUUUGAUCGUGAAUUUACAGAACAAGGCUAUUGUUUUACAGCAUAUAUUUUAUUAGAUAGUGAUUUUCCCGAUUCAACUUGUCAUCAUCAUCCUCAAACACAAUCUGCUCCUGAUAAUAUCGAACAAAAUCGUAUUACAGAAAAAAUGAAUCAAGUUUAUGAUAAUAUCGGUUAUGGGACAUAA
Didymodactylos carnosus is the source of this 2496-nucleotide messenger RNA. NCBI's taxonomy places the organism in Eukaryota, Metazoa, Rotifera, Eurotatoria, Philodinida, Philodinidae. The record is from the annotation of a GenBank genome assembly.